AUGUUGGACGAGCUAGACAAUGUCUUCGACGACCAUCCGUCGCUGGAUGCGUCGCUCGAGGACUUUGAAAAUAACAGCAAUGCGCACCGCUCGCCGCUGUUUGGCUUGCCCUCACAGCAUUCAGGCUUCCGGUCUGAAGAAUCCGACGAUGAGAUCGAAGAACCCCGCGCAAACGAGCGCUGGUCGCCACCUGGCGUGCGCCGACAGGAGCUUGUCCGAGGAAGUGGCUGGUAUCGCCACCAGCCCUAUCAGCGCAAAGGCAAUCUAAAUGAGCGCUUGGAGCUGCGGCCAACCAUGGGCUUGAGCUUGUCGCCAUCGCUGUCGCGCGAACCGAGCCCGCAGUAUGAGGAUGCGCUCGAAGACCCAACUAAGGGCAAAUUGAAUGAUGACGAUUCAGCUGAUCUCACGGCCGCGGUCAAUGUGCCCCUCCCGGUGGAUGCAGGGACCCCACAAGCCGGACGAUCCCUCAGUCCCUGCCCGAAGAAAGCGGCGCACACCCAUGCUGAGGAGGAGGGGACGGGCUUUGGAGCGGAGAAUCUGAGUAAUUUGCGCGCUGAAGUCCAGCAUCGCGAACCCAUUGCUGCCCUGUGCGGCUAUAUGCGCAACAAGUUUGAUCGCAUCACCAGCACCAAGUCCAAUACCACGCUGUCGAUUGUUGUUUUCUUGAUCUCUGUCGCGUUUAUGCGCGCAUUGUUCCUGCCCGGCCUGCCACAAGCGAUCCCGGACUUAGUGAAACUUUCUGGGUUUGCGCGAUCUUUUGAACCACUAAUCUACUAUUCGGAAAAUGGAGUUCAGCAGAUUGGCACCCUGCAAGAGACAGGUGUGGCUGUCUGGGAUCUGAGUGAGUCGGUGCGCGGAACAAACAUGACCAGUGCGCCUAUCAUCGUAGGCCAGCUUGACGAGCUAUCCGACUCCCUGAAGUCACUUUCCCUAGAGUUGACACGGUUCUUCGCAAAUGUCGACUCGGACAUCGACUCCAUCCUGAUCGUAAUGGACUGGGCCAAACGAGAACUGGAAACACUUUCCGCUCAACCACCGAGUACUUUACCGACAAUCGUCUUCGAUAACUUACACAACAUGCUAUCUCGCCUGGGCGCCCUGGAACGCACUAGCGAGGUCUCAGACGGCAGUGUAUCCGCCACAACAACAACCACUGCUUUUGGUCACAUCGUGAUGGCCGUGUUAGGCCCAACAUCCGCCCAGCGUACCCGCGCUACCAUUACACGGACAUUUACCGAAUUCCUAUCCGUGUUAGAAGAAUCCAUCAACAGCGAACUUACCCACUCAACCGCCCUCUUCGCGCUCUUCGAGUCUAUCGACCGCCAAUUCCUCAAUCUGCAACGUACCGUCGUACGCGAAUCAGACGCCCAAGAGCGCGCCGAGGGCGAAAUGCUCAGCUCGCUAUGGACCCGCGUCCUUGGUCCCGAUGCAGUCGCAGUCCGCAAAUACGAGAAGAAUAAACGCCUCCUCGCGAACGUCCGCAGCCGUACAGUUGCCAACAAACACCUCCUUGUUGACCACCGCGGUCGUCUGCUGACAUUGAAGGUCAACUUGGAGACUUUGCGUCGGAAGCUGGUAAGCCCUCUUGUCCGCCGCAAUGACUCCGUCAGCUUCAUGGGCGUAGACGGCAGUUCUACUGGCGCGGCAAGUUCCGGCUCGGCAGGGCGCAUGCUUGGACCCGUUGAGUCUGUAAUCGACGGCCAGAUCCGGGGCCUGGAGGGUACAUAUGAUUACCUCCGAUCGGUCCGUGAACGACAGAAAGCAAAGCUUAUGGAGAUGGUAUAUGGAUCCGGCCGGAAGCCAUCCCGGUCCAUGUUUGGCGAGCUUGAUGGGCAAGAUGACAUUGGCAUCGAGGGAGCAUAG
Penicillium odoratum is the source of this 1863-nucleotide messenger RNA. RefSeq lists its product as uncharacterized. NCBI's taxonomy places the organism in Eukaryota, Fungi, Ascomycota, Eurotiomycetes, Eurotiales, Aspergillaceae. The transcript is spliced from 2 exons. The record is from RefSeq and is a predicted model, not a curated record. Bases 1 to 1863 code for a protein of 620 amino acids.